AAGGAAACGCGGAAGUGGCUCAAAACAUUGUUCCAUCGGGCUCUCCGUAGAACAAACCUGCUACAGUGUUUUCACACAUUUCUCACAGUUGGCUCUCGGCGUCGUCUAAAUUCACUCAUUUGCAAGAGCUUGUGAGAUGGCUCUCGGUGAGAGAUGAGUCAGAGCCAAAACAUAUGACCGACUGAGAAUCUCACAAGCAGCAGGUCGAUUGUGGCCUGUUAUCUUGCUCAACAGAUUUCACGAAGUGUGACCCAUGCUUUCUGAUGAGCUUGACUCCAAACCUGAGCUGCUGGUGCAGUUUGUACAGAACGCGUCUAUUCCUCUGGUGGAGGGUCUGGAAGACGCCGAGUCCAAGCAUCCCUGCCUGCCUCUGCUGGCUCCGCCUGAGAACUCGCUGUGCAGCCCGCUGGAGCUGACAGAUGGUGGCCUCAGCCAUGAGCCGGACAGUUCUCCCUCGCUGUCAGAUUUCGGGGGUGCUUCAGAGCGAAGCCCCCUGGUGGCCCAAACACACUGCCAACCACGGGGCUCCCCCAGCCCCCCGCCUAUUCUCCAUGACCUGCAACAGUCAGACAGUACCUCCUACGUCCUGCUGAACCUUGCAAAAGGCAUCACAGCCUCCUCCGAGUCCCUGAUCUUCGCUGCAGAUGGAGCCGGUGAGGAUGAUGAUGAGGGGGUCUCAUCGGGGGACUACGGGAUCGAUGGCAGCGCUCCAUGGUAUCUGCGGGUACAGGAGCUGGCACACGACAGCCUAAUUGCCGCCACGCGGGCACAGCUUGCCAGGGACGCCAAGGCGAGCCAGGACGCCAGAGCUGCAAGUGUCAAUAACAGUGACAACACACACAGUUUCACAUCAGAUGGGGAAAAGCGAGAGUUGCCGUCUCUGACCAGCCGCGCGCUCUCCAAGCAGAUCCUGCGCUGCUCGUUUGAGGGCUGCUGCAGGACCUUCACCUGGCCGGCUCAUCUCAAAUACCAUCUGAAAACGCACAGGAACGACCGAACAUUCAGAUGCGGUGCAGAGGGUUGUGGGAAGAGUUUCUACGUGCUGCAGAGGCUGCAGGUUCACAUGAGGACUCACAACGGCGAGAAGCCCUUCAUCUGCAAAGAGAACAACUGUGGCAAGAAGUUCACCACCGCCGGAAACUUGAAAAACCACAGACGCACACAUACAGGAGAGAAGCCCUUUCUGUGUGAAACAGAUGGUUGUGGGCGAUCAUUUGCCGAAUACUCAAGUCUACGGAAACACAUGCUUGUACAUUCUGGUGAAAAGCCCCAUCAUUGUGGGAUCUGCGGAAAGACCUUUUCCCAGUCUGGCAGCAGAAAUGUCCACAUGAGGAAGAGACACGGAGAGGAGGGUCUCAGCAGUGAAAGCAGAGAAACAGGAGAGGCUCUGACCCACAGCAGUCUGCUGGAGGCAGAUGGGGAGACUGGGGACAGUAUGGUCACCAUGACAACAACAGUAGAACCCAUGAAUCUUCACCACGCUAUGCUGAGAGCUCCAGGCUCUGCAGACUCUGUGGUGGUUCUCUCUCAGCCACAUGAACUGGUGACUAUGACAACCGAGGCACACGCGUAUGGAGAAGAUGUGGUGGCGCUGCUGUAGUCUAUCAUGAAAAUGUCACACACUGCCCAUUUCAACAGCACUACGAGUCAGUCAGAUGAGUGGACUAAAAUACAUUUAUCUUUUGUAAAUAGGUUCAUCAUUCACUUUCACCACUGUAGAUAUCUGUAAUUAGCAGCCAACAAUGGUUUUAUUUUGAAAUGUGUGAAAUGCUAAAGUUUGUACAAAACAACCUUUUCCUCAAGUUUUUGAAAACAAAUGCUCCCAAAGAAAUAGAGACGGGUGUAACAAAAAAUAACUUUUAUGACAGUAUGACCGCACAUUGUUACCUGCAUUUCCAGUGUAAUGCAAGUUUGAGGUUGCCUCAUGCAAAACGAGUGCCAUUUAUCCUUACCCAGAAGUUCAGUGGCUGACAAAAUAAUUGACAAAACUAUAUUCAAUUUGGAAUCUACCAGACAUGUUUUCCCCUCUACACUCUACUAACACAAACAUGACAAUAAGAGAACUGCUAAGGCACAGCCUAUCACACCGCUGCAUGGACACACUUGUCUUGCACAGCACAACUAGCCUGACGGGCCAGGCCUGCGCUCCAAUGUUGAUCACAGCGUCAGCGUCAACUAUGGGACACUCUGGCACGCAGGGCUGUAGCACAGCACAACAAAUCUUUGUGUCAAACAAUUGUGUAUGCAGUAAUGCUGGCAGCUACACUGACAGAAUAUGUUAUUGGUAACAGUUCCAGUGUUUCAGCUGGUGCAAGCUGCUCUUAGGGCUGGGCGAUAUAUCCAUAUUGCAAUAUGAGAGCAAACAGGUUUUCCUACUUUUAAAAAGCUACAUUUCAAUGAAGGGUGUGAUUUUCUGAACUUAUUAGGCUGCUAUAGCUGUUCUAUAGUUUGCUUCUACCUGCUGUCAUAAUAUCUGCAUUAUUAAUGAUUGUCAAAAAUCUUUUGUGUAAAUAUCUUAAGGCACCAUUAGUCAUCCUUACCAUGUCGAUAUUGAGGUAUUCACUGAAAGAUGUCACUUGUUUCUAUCCAUAUCGCCCAGCCCUAGGUAUUUGUUUGCAGUUCAAUAUAUUAACACUUGAGAAUAAUUAAUUAAAAAACAAGAAUCAUUCAUGAGGUUAGCUACAACCUUUUGAAACAAACAGCAAAUUUUUUGAGUGAUGAGAUAAGGCAGUGAACAAUACUCUGUGCGUUUCUUAUUGAGCAGCACUUAAGUCAGCAGUAUUCACUCCUCAGUGGAUCUUCAGGUUGCGGAAGUGGUCGAACGUGGCGCCUAAAGCCCAGCUGGCCUCCACGUUGUUCACUUUCUUGGUCAACUAGGAGGGGAAAAAAACACCAAAUCACUCAAAUGCCUUUUUGUAUUUAUUGAAAUAAAAAAAAAAAAA
Myripristis murdjan (pinecone soldierfish) is the source of this 2942-nucleotide messenger RNA. It is a transcript of the gene znf410, whose product is annotated as zinc finger protein 410. Gene Ontology annotation, biological process: regulation of transcription by RNA polymerase II. Gene Ontology annotation, cellular component: transcription regulator complex; chromatin; PcG protein complex. The transcript has 12 exons. NCBI's taxonomy places the organism in Eukaryota, Metazoa, Chordata, Actinopteri, Holocentriformes, Holocentridae. Gene Ontology annotation, molecular function: RNA polymerase II cis-regulatory region sequence-specific DNA binding; DNA-binding transcription factor activity, RNA polymerase II-specific. Bases 254 to 1600 code for a protein of 448 amino acids. The record is from RefSeq and is a predicted model, not a curated record.